This is a messenger RNA of Hippocampus comes (tiger tail seahorse), 11606 nucleotides long. RefSeq names its product otogelin (gene otog). Gene Ontology annotation, cellular component: extracellular matrix. The transcript has 63 exons. Gene Ontology annotation, biological process: L-arabinose metabolic process. Gene Ontology annotation, molecular function: alpha-L-arabinofuranosidase activity; protein binding. NCBI's taxonomy places the organism in Eukaryota, Metazoa, Chordata, Actinopteri, Syngnathiformes, Syngnathidae. Bases 436 to 11280 code for a protein of 3614 amino acids. The record is from RefSeq and is a predicted model, not a curated record.
CUGGGGUGGUUGAUGCCCUUCACACGCCAAUCGAAGCCAGGGCAGCUAGAGACACUGAGCGUACCGCACUGAAAAUGGAGUUGUGGCUUCCUUUGGGGAUUGUUCAGGGGUCAUGUUGAUCAGCUACACUUUUGCGCUGAGAAUUCAGUUGCGGCAAACAGGCUAACCCCGAUAUUAUUGCAUGCCCACACUUGUAUAGUUUAAUAUCUCUGCAGAGGCGUUUCGACAACCUCACUGGCUUGGUCCCGCCCACCAACUCACCCGCCUAUGCAUAUUUUAUGCUAAUGAGCAAGUGCACCAGCUCUUCAGGUGCUCGCCAAGCGCCUCGAGGAUGAGCCGGAUGGAGCAGAGCAGGCAGCAGCGGGAGUCCAGCCGGGGGGAUUUCACCAGGUGAUGCUGUCGAAACCUGACUGACUGAGGAUCUGCAAAACACGAAUGGAUCCCUACUUAGGACUUACUAGCUGGGAAAGGCUUUUGUACUUUUUCAUUUUAUAUUUUAGCUUAAUUUAUCCAGUGCAACUGUCAAGGAGUGAUGUGGACGUGGACAAUUCAAACUCAGAUGAAUUAUAUAACAACAGCACCAGGAUAAAGCAGCAGAAAUGGGACACCACUUCCCAGGGAAGGCAGGGAUUUCAAUCAACAGAUGUGCCAUUCGUUCCCAACACAUCAUCUUCAAUGGAAUCUCUGGUCAGUCAAAACGACACAACCACGACUGCCAAGGACUUGUCGAACACAUCUCUCAUCUCCAAAAGAAGACUGGACUUGAACUUUACAAAAUUUUCAUCAAUUGUAUCAGCCGGUACAUUACCAUCAAGACCAGAACAAUCCAAGCAACUACAAGUGACCACAGCAUCUCUCAGCCAACUACCAAAUAGAGCUGCAGCAUCCGGCAUGGACUCAACCAGCAAAGCACAAUCCAAACAAUCCUUAACCACCUCAGCAAUCUCUAAGCCAUCCUCAACCCAGACAGUGCUCAGGAGCCAGUCACCAACCACUCUGGCUUCAGCCAUCCAAUCGGACAGCCUUACAACAUCCUCACAUACAACACUAGCCAGAAAAUCCUCAGUCACCCCAUCGACUCAAGCAGGGAUACAGGCAAGUCAGUCAUCCUCCAGCCAAUCAACAGCAAGGCAGUUUCCAGUCAACCAAGCAGUAGCUUCUGUAAUUACUCGCCAAACAGCCAACCAAUCCAGAAAUAGAUUGGACACAUUGACCAGCCCACUGUCAUCAAAUCCAUCUCCUUCUGACAAAGCUCCGAUUGGUUCAGUCAAACCAUCAACCCAAGCACCAAGUAACCCAACAGGAAACCUUGCAAACAGAAUCUUCUCUCAUGAUGAACGUCCAAUUAAUGCUUCGGUUUUCACCAGAAAGGCAAAAGAAGCCCUGCGGUUUCAUUUGAUUUCAGAGUCAUGUUCUUUUCGAUGCCUGAAUGGUGGUUGGUGCACUCAAUCCAAGUCAUGUGACUGCAGCCUAUUUCAGGCCACUGGCCACCGGUGUCAGACAGUUCCAAAUCCUGGAGCUGAGAGGGAGAUGACAUGCAGAACCUGGGGUCAAUAUAACUUUGAGACCUUUGAUGGCCUCUACUACUACUUCCCUGGCCGAUGCACAUAUACGCUACUGAAAGAGUGCGAGGAAACACCUCAGGCCAGCAUCGUUGUCCAGGUUCCAAAUCCUGGAGCUGAGAGGGAGAUGACAUGCAGAACCUGGGGUCAAUAUAACUUUGAGACCUUUGAUGGCCUCUACUACUACUUCCCUGGCCGAUGCACAUAUACGCUACUGAAAGAGUGCGAGGAAACACCUCAGGCCAGCAUCGUUGUCCAGGUGCACAAUGAUGCAGACUGUGGCUCCGAGUCUUACAGCUGCCAGCGCUCGGUCAGCCUUUUCCUUCCAUGGGAGGGUGAGAUCCGGUUGCACGCCACUUACGUGACAUUCAAAGGGCAAAGUUUGCAGCUUCCACAUCACAUCCAUGACCUGCAUCUAGAGCAGAUCUCCCAGUACGUGUUGGUGUCGCAGACGCAAGGCUUCACGCUGGCCUGGGAAGGACGCAGCGGCUCAGUCUACAUUAAACUCAGCCCAGAAUUUGUGGGCAGAACCUGCGGCCUGUGUGGGAACUUCAAUGCAGAUGUAGAGGAUGAACUCAGGGCCAGCUACGGUGUCCUUACUCAUGAAAUAGAAAUAUUUGGAAACAGCUGGGCGGAGACAGCGCCUCUCCAGGCCCCAUGUCCCACGGUGCCUUCUGGUUUCCCCUCACCUUGUACAGAAGUCGAUGUGCAUCUCUUGCUGAAAGUGGAGGAAAUAUGUUUAAUGCUGCUGGAUCCACCAUUCCAAAGCUGCCAUGACUUUGUCAGCCCCUUGUCCUACAUGGCCAGCUGCUUCAACGACAUCUGCUUGUCAGGUCCAACUGAUGAUGCGGUAUGUCAAGUGUUUACGGAGUACUCCCGAGCCUGUGCCCAUGCUGAUCAUCCCCUGAGCAGUUGGAGGGACCAUAUUCCUCAGUGUGUGAAGGAGUGUCCUGAAGGUCUGCAGUACCUUGAAUGUAUCAGCUGUUGCCCAUCAUCCUGCAAGCAAGAGCGAACAUGCAUCGAUAGCAGGCUGGCCUGCCUGGAUGGAUGUUAUUGUCCCAAUGGUUUGAUACUUGAGGACGGCAGCUGUGUGAUGCCUUCUGACUGUCCCUGUGAGUAUCAUGGCGUGUCCUACCCAUCUGGACAAAUCGUACAAGAGGAAUGUAGAAACUGCACAUGUGUAGCUGGAUUGUGGAACUGCACCGAAUACAACUGCCCAGGUUGGUCUCCACCCUCUCGUGUCCUUACUCAUGAAAUAGAAAUAUUUGGAAACAGCUGGGCGGAGACAGCGCCUCUCCAGGCCCCAUGUCCCACGGUGCCUUCUGGUUUCCCCUCACCUUGUACAGAAGUCGAUGUGCAUCUCUUGCUGAAAGUGGAGGAAAUAUGUUUAAUGCUGCUGGAUCCACCAUUCCAAAGCUGCCAUGACUUUGUCAGCCCCUUGUCCUACAUGGCCAGCUGCUUCAACGACAUCUGCUUGUCAGGUCCAACUGAUGAUGCGGUAUGUCAAGUGUUUACGGAGUACUCCCGAGCCUGUGCCCAUGCUGAUCAUCCCCUGAGCAGUUGGAGGGACCAUAUUCCUCAGUGUGUGAAGGAGUGUCCUGAAGGUCUGCAGUACCUUGAAUGUAUCAGCUGUUGCCCAUCAUCCUGCAAGCAAGAGCGAACAUGCAUCGAUAGCAGGCUGGCCUGCCUGGAUGGAUGUUAUUGUCCCAAUGGUUUGAUACUUGAGGACGGCAGCUGUGUGAUGCCUUCUGACUGUCCCUGUGAGUAUCAUGGCGUGUCCUACCCAUCUGGACAAAUCGUACAAGAGGAAUGUAGAAACUGCACAUGUGUAGCUGGAUUGUGGAACUGCACCGAAUACAACUGCCCAGGUGAAUGCUCUGUGACUGGCGAUAUCUAUUUCCAGUCAUUCGAUGGGCGUAUCUACACCUUUCCAGCAACGUGUCAGUACGUCCUUGCCAAGAGUCGCAACUCAGGGAAGUUCACCGUCACCAUCCAGAAUGCCCCUUGUGGAGCUAAUCUAGACGGGUCUUGCAUCCAAUCUGUCAAUUUAGUUAUUGACGAGGAUGCUAGAAUGGAGAUUACACUGAGCCACAAUGGUGAGGUCUUCAUUGCCGGACAUUACCGCAUCUCCCUGCCCUACUCUGACGACAACUUCCACAUUCAGGAGCUGUCGUCUAUGUUCCUCCAAGUGAAGACGAUGUUUGGCCUCCGUCUGCAGUACGCCUGGAAGGAGUUUCGUCUCUACCUGCAGGCCAGCGCACAAUGGAAGGAUGACACAGUGGGACUUUGUGGAACCUUCAACGGCAACAUUCAAGAUGACUUCUUGUCCCCUUCUGGGAUGAUAGAAAGCACUCCUUUACUGUUUGGAAAUGCUUGGAAGGUCUCGUCAGCUUGUACACUCAGCUUGAUCCCUCCUCAGCUUGACCCUUGCGACACACACCAACAAGCCGUGGCCUAUGCAUCCGAGAUGUGUGAUGUUCUGAACCAGGAUCUUUUCUCCCCCUGCCAUGAGUACCUCAGUCCAGUGCCAUUUCACCAGCAGUGCCGCUCAGAUACCUGCAAAUGCGGAACAGCUUGCUUUUGCUCUGCUCUGGCUCACUAUGCUCGCCACUGCCGCAGAUUCUCCAUCCUCAUUGAUUUCCGAUCACGUAUAGAUGAUUGUGCGGUCACCUGCCCCACCACCAUGCAGUAUGGUAUGUGUGUGUCAUCGUGCCAACGCCGCUGCUCAGCCCUCUCGUCUUCGCAGCACUGUGGGAGGGAGUGCGAAGAAGGCUGCGUCUGCCCACUGGGAUUAUUCUACGACCAGCGAACACACGCCUGCGUGCACAGGAAUGAGUGUCCCUGCACUUUCCUCGGUGCUGAAUAUGAACCAGGAGACGUGAUCAUGACAUCAGCAGGUGUUCAGUUGUGUCUGGAUGGUAUAUUUGUGUCACAAACAACAGACGGGGACAGCUUAUGCCCUGUGAGUCAGUUUUACCACAACUGCUCUGAUGGAGAGAAUGGCCUCCUUCCAGGACGAGGUGUGGCCUGUGAGCGCACUUGUGAAUCUUACCUCCUCAACCUGACCUGCUCAGCACAUGAGCCAUGUGCCAGUGGCUGUACCUGCCCUUCGGGCUUAUUGAAACAUGGAGACGAGUGCUUUGAGCCUGAGGCCUGCCCUUGUCUGUGGAAAGGAAAAGAGUAUUACCCCGGUGACAAAGUGUCUUCCCCCUGCCAUCAGUGUGUUUGCCAGCAUGGGACAUUCCAGUGUGUGUUUCGUCCAUGUCCAUCCAUGUGCACAACUUACGGAGAUCGUCAUUACCGAACUUUUGAUGGCCUGCUGUUUGACUACAUUGGGGCUUGUCAAGUAUAUCUUGUAAAGAGUAGUGCUGAUUUGAUUCUCAGUGUGACAGCAGAAAACAUUGAUUGUUUUGGCAAUGGCAUAAUCUGCAGGAAAUCACUAUUGAUCAACAUUGGAAGAUCCUUCCUAACUUUUGAUGAUGACACUGGGCAGCCUAACCCAACUAGUGUCCUUGGAAGGAAUCAGAAGAUGAUCAUCUGGCCUGCCGGCUACUUCACUGUGAUUCAUUUCCCAGAGGAGGACAUCACCAUUCUAUGGGACCGUAAAACCACCAUCCACAUCCAGGUUGGACCUCAUUGGCAGGGGAAGCUGAGUGGUCUCUGUGGAAACUUUGACUUGAAGACAGUGAAUGAGAUGCGCACACCCGACAACAUUGACACAACAAGUCCACAAGAGUUUGGUAACAGUUGGACGGCAGUUGAGUGUGUGAAUGGUCCAGAUAUGAGACACCCAUGCACUCUAACUCCACUCAAAGAGCCAUUUGCCAAGCAGCAGUGUGCUGUUCUGCUCAGUGAAGUCUUCCAGGCCUGCCACCCAGUGGUGGAUGUCACCUGGUUCUACAUGAACUGCCUGGCAGACACAUGUGGCUGCAAUCUUGGAGGGGACUGUGAAUGUUUUUGCACGAGUGUGGCAGCGUAUGCCCAGCGUUGCUGUCACCAAGGAAUUCCUGUCGAUUGGCGCUCGCCCUCUCUGUGCCCACACGACUGUGAAUUCUACAACAAAGUUCUUGGGAAAGGCCCUUUCAGGUUGCUGCCCUUCAGAGAUCGGACUUCGUUGCUUGUUGCCAGCAGGUCCAGCGGCUCAGUGUUUGUGAAGCGAGGAAACCUGAGUGACGCCCUCUCACAUUUUAUGAUGACACCAGGCCUGAGCAGAGCCCGACCACAUGAUACAUCACGGAUAUCCUUUGAGGCAGCACACAGGCCCAAUCACUUUCUGUUUGUGAGCCCCAGUGGCCAGGUGAAGCUGGUCAAGUGGGAGCAAAGUGAGGCUUUCUGGGAUGGAGCCACCUUUGUGCUCCACAGGGACACCUGGCUCUCAGGGUAUGACUCCCUGGAGUCCCACGCAAAGCCUGGAUUCUUCUUACAUGCCACCCUCCCUCGCCUCCACCUGCUCAAAUAUCGUCACACUGACAGCUUCCGCAAGGCCACUCUUUUCAAACUCGCAGGCUCUGGCUCAGAUGCCCUCCCUCAUCCCCAGUGCCAGUGGAGAUAUGACUCCUGCAGCAGCCCCUGUUUCAAGACCUGCAGCGACCCAUCAGCAGAAGCCUGUGUGGCCAUCCCACAAGUCGAGGGCUGUCUUCCUGUUUGCCCCCCACAAAUGGUCCUGGAUGAAGUAACUCGUCGUUGUGUCUUUGUCGAAGACUGUAUAAAAGCCCCAGUUAUUUUGCCACUUGCGACUACGUCCUCCACAACAGCCACUGCGUUACUCAAGACAACUAUUGUCCCAUCUGCCCCUUCUCAGUCUACUCCUACCCCAAAAUUCACAGUUCCCGCUCUGAGCACAGCAACAUCUGCUCCAAUUUCUGAUGAGUCAAGCAGACCAAGCCUCCCCUCGCCUCCUGCAAUUCCUGAACCUUCCAAAACACCAGCACCUCUUUUGCCUUUGCCCCCCACUGUAAGGCCUGAGUUGGAAGAACCUCCGUCGACUCUAAAAAUGACCGAAGCCCGUACCACUGCUGAGAGUGCUACCAUGAGUCCCUUUGGAUCCAGCACCUUCAGUUUGAGCACAACUCCCUUUGCAAUCACUUCUCUUUUCCGGCAAACUUCCUCCACCAGGCCCACUGAUGCCCUCCGGCCACGCUUCACCCCAAAAUCCACACCCACUACAGCAGUAACUACAAGUUCUACUGAGGGGCCAUCAUCCACUUUUCCGCUUGCCACCAAGGAGUCCACAGAGACGACACAUUCAUUUGUGGUAUUCCCAUUUGGAACCACUUCUCAAACUCCCCCAGCUUCAGAGAGUUCUAUAGUGACUGAACGGACUACCAUGCCCAGAUCUACUGACACUACAUCCACAGAAUCUAUGAGCACAAAACCUUUGACAUUGGGGAGAACUCCCCCAAGGUCUCCAAUUGCAACCAUCGCUCCUGAUUUACAAAGCACUGCCUCUUCAACCACUUCCUCACUGCUUACCACACCUCCUGUCAAAACAGCAACCGUGUCUAGGGCAACAGUCACUUCAGCGACAACCACAGAUGCAGUCACUCCUGUUGAACCCUUUACAACCAGCACAACAACACAGUUCCUUAGUCCCAAGACAAUGGCUCCUCCCGUUUCUAAGCUUACCACUGUGAAGGUAUUUUUAACCACCCCAGCUGCUCCUGAGAUACCAACAUCAUUGCCAGUCCAAGUCAUGCUGACUUCAACUGUGCCCAGUCCUCCUUCGUCUACCUCAGACCGGCAAGCAACACCAAAGACAACAACCACACUUGAAUCUCCUGUGUCCAAAGCGACUGCUGCCACCUUAUCAACGACUGAGCCACCCCCUCAGCGUACAACCACAAUUUCUGGGUCUACUUCCACUCAGUCUACAACUUCAAGACCUCCAAAAAUAACUGUAGCCACCACUGUAGCCACUAGCCCAAUUUUAUCAGCAAAAUCAACUGUACCACCACUUAUCCCCAAGGAAACGGUUGUUCCCCCACUAUCACCAAGCACCACCACACAGUCCUCACGGCCAUGGCGUCCUCCCCAUUUCUUCACCUCUUCCAGCCAGUUGUACAGUCCUACAACAAAGACAACACCACAGCGCACCUCUCAGACUGUUGGAGACAUGGUCAGUUCGACUAAAACAACUGAACUGCCUCGGCUUCCAGUGUCAAGGCCAGUCAUCACCUCUGCUGCACUAGCUGCAUUCACAGCCAUGACUGCUCAGACUACAUCUCAUAGGGUGUCUACUGGUGAAUUUACGACCAAGACACAGGUUACAACAGUGCGCCCCCCAAGACCCGAUGUUCCUGAUACGUCUCUCACCACAGGACCUACAAGAGCUGCCACUGUCACCACCACCGUCAGACCUGUUACAGUCCAACCCGUCACUGUGACAACACACACAGUAACGGGCCGACCGGAAUUUACAAGAGACACAAUCCCACCAAUCUUAUCUGUCUCUCUACCUGACAUGACUUCUUCAACAUCAAGAAAAACAACUUCCACUGACAAGGUCACCGAACGUCUUGUUUCAACUGUUACAUCUACAUCUGGUGAAACAACUACAACUGCAAUCACACAGAUGACCUCUACCAGACCGACACCGAGAGUUCCGGUGACUAUGGAAACAAGACCGCUGGCAGCAACCACCAAACCAACCAGCUCAACAACUGCAUUUGGAGUUCCAUCUCUAACUAUACCCACCACACCAGCAGAAGCAUUGACCACAGUGAGCACACCAAAAGCAACACCUCCUGAAGCCAUAACCGCAAUGCCCACCACAGUGGCCCCACUUCCCAUGCCUGAGCCAACCAUACCAAUCUCCGGCCUGACAACCCUCGAAUCUGAGGCGGCACCAGUCUCUACCCAACCAAUGACAUCUCCACCACUUGAUAUAACUGUCCAGACUCAGAAACCUGGUGUUCUUAUUCCUGGCAUAACGUCCAUCCCUGUAACCAGAAGGAUCCAGACAACUGUGCUGGAUAGGAUGAAUCGCACCAGUCCUGGUGUAACAACACCUUUUGCGCCAGUGGAAAAAACAAAGUCCACCUCAGAAAGCAUAACGUCCAUGGCUGUAUCAUUCACAAGGAUGUGCACGCCUCCGUAUGCAGAGAUAGUUGAUGAGUGCACCAAGUUCAUCUGUGUCAACAACCAGCUCGUCUUGUUCAACAAGUCCCAAAGCUGCCCCUUCUCCUCCGAGCCGGUCAACUGUGGCUUGCUUGGCUUUGCCAUACUGGUCAACGGUGACAAAUGUUGCCCCCAGUGGGACUGUCCAUGUCGCUGCUCUGUGUUUCCAGACUUGAAUGUGAUCACGUUUGAUGGAAACAGUGUUGCCAUCUAUAAAGCUGCCUGGUUCAUAGUCACUAAGCUACCCAAUGAGACAGUCAGUGUUCUGAUACAGGAGUGCCCUGAUGCAUCCGAGUCGCCACUUAGGUGGAAUUUUACAAACCUGUGUCUAGUGGCACUCAACAUCACCCACAAUUCCAACCACAUCGUCAUUGACAGGCUCCAGAGGAGGCUCAAUGUCAACUCACGGUAUGCCAGGCCUCGUUUUAAAAAGUUUGGUUUUGAGAUCUACGACACGGGCAACAUGUAUCUGAUCCGAAGCCCGGCUGGUCUCCAGCUGCAGUGGUAUCACAGCACUGGAAUGAUGGUGAUCGACAGUGACAGCCCCAGCAAGAAGCUGCCCACUAGGGGCCUUUGUGGUUUCUGUGAUGGAGACCCAAGUAAUGACCUGACUCUGGCCAAUGGCACCGCUGUGGGGAGGAAUGAGGAUCCAUCGGCAUUCAUCGACAGCUGGCAGGUUCCCAAUACCACCAGCUAUGUCAGUCAUAGUCGGCGGAGAGAGUUCAACUGCUCCACCAGUGACUGCUCCCGGUGCCUGGUCAUGCUGCAGAAACCGGCCUUCUUCCCAUGCCACGCCUAUGUCUCCCCAAGUACUUUUUGUGAGGUUUGGGUCCGAGAUGUGGAGUAUGUGAACAACCAGUGUGUGUCACUGGCUGCCUACGUAGCCUCUUGCCACAAAUUCAACGUCUGUAUCGAGUGGAGGAGAACAGAUUUCUGUCCCUUCACGUGCCCUGAAACUCUGCGCUAUCAAGCCUGUCUGCCGGCCUGCACGUCUCAGUCAUGUCCCAACCAGGAUUUUGAUUUCGAACCAGCCCACUGCUCAGGCCUUACCGAGGGCUGUACCUGCCCCGAAGGAACUUUGCUCCAUCGGCCAUACACUGCCCUCUGCAUACCCUCCAGCAAGUGUGCCUGCACUGACAGUUCUGAGGUUCCACGUGCACACGGCGAAGUGUGGAAGGCCUCGAAGGACUCCUGCUGUAUGUACCGCUGCGACAAGGACACAGUCAUCCCUGUGGAGUACAACUGUUCCACCACCACGGCGCCUGUGUGCCAGCGAACAGGGGAGGUUGUUGUCAGCCUGGCGGAUGACACCAAUUGCUGCCCCCGAAAAGUCUGUGUGUGUAAUCUGACUCAUUGUGAGCUCCUGCCUCCGGUCUGUAACUAUGGGGAGAAGCUGGUGUCAUACUACCAAAAGGACUCGUGCUGUCCAGAUUACGUGUGUGAGUGUGAUCCCACAAGUUGCGAGGCAGAGAUUCCCACCUGUCGAAGUGACCAGUUCUUAAUCGCAGCCAGAGCUGAUGAUAGCUGCUGCCUGACUCACAUCUGCGUCUGUUCAUCUUGUGUGGACACGCCUCCACUGUGUCGGGAUGGGGAAGUUCUGACUGUGAGCCGGGACACCGCGGACCGCUGCUGCCCCACCUACCAAUGUGUAUGUGAGCCCUCCAGGUGUCCUCAGCUCAGCUGCCCGUUUGGGAUGUCACUGGUGUCAGUGUCCAGUUCAGAUCACUGCUGUCCCAACUACACAUGCGUGUGUUCCUGUGACCAGAUUACGCCUCCUAAAUGUGAAAUGGGAGAGGUUUCUCAGCUGGAGCAGGCCUUGCUGUCUGACUCACAGAAUCAAUGUGGCUGCAAAAGAUACAAGUGUGUGCGAGAGGCAGUGUGUGUGUACCAGGGCGUGGCACAGGGGGUGCUGCGGCCCGGUCAGACCCUGGUGGAACAUCGCGAGGACGGUUUAUGUUACAGUCGACAAUGCAGCCGCGUCAUGGACAUGUCAAGUGGUUAUCACGUACUGCGGACCAGCACCACCAACUGCUCUGCCCUCUGCCAGCUCAAUCAGAUCUACAGCCCUGCAAAAGACCAGUCAACAUGCUGUGGUGUUUGUAAGAAUAUAUCCUGCCUCUACACUCAUGAGAAUGGGUCGACUGUUCUCUAUAAGCCAGGGAAAUCAUGGGUGUCCAACUGCCUCAAGUUUGAAUGCACAGACACUCGAUCUGGCCCGACAAUGAUCUCCUACCCCUUCAGCUGUCCCACCUUCAAUGAAACAGAGUGUAUCAAGAUUGGAGGAACUGUCGUAAGUUACAUGGACGGAUGUUGCAAGACAUGCAAAGAAGAUGGCAAGUCAUGUCAGAAGGUGACAGUGAGGAUGACUAUCAGGAAGAAUGACUGUCGCAGUAACAGACCGGUCAACAUUGUGUCAUGUGACGGCAAGUGUCCGUCUGCCAGCAUCUACAACUACAACAUCAACACGUACGCUCGUUUCUGCAAGUGUUGUCGGGAGAUGGGGCUGCAGCGGCGCUCUGUGCAGCUCUACUGCAGUGGCAACUCCACCUGGGUCAGCUACAGCAUUCAAGAGCCCACCGAUUGCUCCUGCCAGUGGUCCUAGAACGCAUAUUGCAACGACGCCCCCCGCCCCCACGCAUAGGUUCAGGUCCUACCUACAGAACCUCAGCAGAGUAUUCAAACAAUCUUUUGGCUGUCAUUAUACUGUGCAAAAAACGUUGCAUCUCUGGCAGGGAAGUGAUCGGUGCAGAAGCAUCAAGCUGGCAGCUGCAAACACAUAGCGCACUGUGACAUUUGACCUCUGACCUCCAAAGGGCUAGAGAGAGACACAUUUACAUUGCAGGGUUAGAAAUAGUCACAGAAAAGAGUAGUUAAAGAGGAGCCCCACCACUGCCCCCCUCCACCUCCAAAACAACGACUUAAGCUUCA